AGGAAGAGGCAUUUUCACGGACAGCUCUGGAACAGUAUCUUUCUGAGGAGGCAAGUGCUUGGCUGUAAUAUUUCAUUGCAGUCAUGGCCCCUAAGAAGAAGAAUGUGAAAAAGAACAAAGCAGAUGUCAACGAAACAACUAUCAUUGUGGAAGACAGCCCCCUCAGUAAACUAAAUGGCUUGAAUGGACUCUUGGAAGGAGGAAAUGGUUUCAGCUGCAUCUCAUCUGAGGUUUCUGACCCAUCAUACUGCCCAAACCUCUUGGAAGGUCUAAGCAAAAUGAGACAAGAAAAUUUCCUUUGUGACUUGACUAUCAGUACCAAAACCAAAUCUUUCAAUGUUCAUAAGGUAGUGAUGGCUUCAGGCAGUGAAUACUUCCACAACAUCUUAAAGAAAGAUCCAUCCACUCAAAGAGUGGACCUCAAUGAUGUGUCCCCAGUGGGUCUAGCUACUGUUAUCGCCUAUGCUUACACUGGAAAACUUACUCUCUCACUUUACACAAUAGGUAGUAUUAUUUCCACAGCCAUUUAUCUACAGAUUCACACCCUUACAAAGAUGUGCUGUGAUUUUCUAGUCCAAGAAAUCAGUGUUGAGAACUGCAUGUACAUUGCCAAUAUUGCAGAAACAUACGGACUAAAAUCCACCAAGGAAGCAGCGCACAAAUUUAUUAGGGACAACUUCAUUGAAUUUUCAGAAACUGAUCAGUUCCUAAAACUUACUUUUGAUCAGAUUAAUGAACUUCUUGCAGAUGAUGACUUACAGUUGCCUUCUGAAAUUGUUGCAUUCCAGAUUGCAAUAAAAUGGCUGGAAUUUGACCAAAAAAGAGUAAAGUUUGCUGCCAACCUCUUAAGUAAUAUCCGUUUUGGUACCAUCUCAGCCCAAGACCUUGUCAAUUAUGUUCAAACUGUGCCAAGAAUGAUGCAAGAUGCAGACUGCCACAAGCUCCUAGUGGAUGCCAUGAACUAUCACUUGCUUCCCUAUCACCAGAAUACACUUCAGUCCAGAAGAACAAGGAUCCGUGGAGGUUUCAGAGUCUUAGUCACUGUUGGGGGACGCCCUGCUUUAACAGAAAAGUCUCUUAGCAGAGACAUCUUGUACAGAGAUCCUGAAAACGGAUGGAAGAAGCUAAGUGAAAUGCCUGCUAAAAGUUUUAAUCAGUGUGUCACAGUGAUGGAUGGAUUUCUCUAUGUGGCUGGUGGGGAAGACCAGAAUGAUGCCAGGAACCAAGCCAAGCAUGCAGUCAGCAAUUUCUGCAGAUAUGACCCUCGUUUCAAUAGCUGGAUUCACCUGGCGAACAUGAAUCAGCGGCGCACGCACUUCAGCCUGAGCGUGUUCAAUGGGCUCCUCUUCGCCGUGGGAGGCCGCAACUCCGAGGGCUGCCUCUCCUCUGUCGAGUGCUACGUGCCUGCAACUAACCAGUGGCAGAUGAAGGCCCCGCUGGAGGUGCCACGGUGCUGCCACGCCAGCGCCGUGGUGGAUGGCCAGAUCCUGGUCACGGGAGGUUACAUCAAUAACGCUUACUCUCGCUCGGUGUGCAUGUACGACCCCAGCAAAGACAGCUGGCAGGACAAGGCCAGCCUCAGCACCCCGAGGGGCUGGCACUGCGCAGUGUCCCUUCUGGAGAGGGUCUAUGUCAUGGGUGGGUCUCAGCUGGGGGGGCGAGCGGAGAGGGUCGAUGUUCUCCCUGUGGAGCGUUACAGCCCGUACACGGGCCAGUGGAAUUACGUGGCGCCGCUUCAAACUGGAGUUAGCACGGCUGGCGCCUCCACCCUCAACGGGAAAAUUUACUUAGUGGGUGGCUGGAAUGAAAUAGAGAAAAAGUACAAGAAAUGCAUUCAGUGCUAUAACCCAGAUCUCAAUGAAUGGACAGAGGAAGAUGAGCUGCCUGAGGCCACUGUGGGCGUAUCUUGUUGUACUAUAUCCAUGCCCAACACCAAGACAAGGGAGUCCAGGGCCAGCUCAGUCUCUUCUGUCCCAGUCAGUAUCUAA
Zonotrichia leucophrys gambelii is the source of this 1988-nucleotide messenger RNA. It is a transcript of the gene KLHL31, whose product is annotated as kelch like family member 31. Gene Ontology annotation, cellular component: cytoplasm; nucleus. Gene Ontology annotation, molecular function: protein binding. Gene Ontology annotation, biological process: negative regulation of JNK cascade; negative regulation of protein phosphorylation. The transcript has 3 exons. Lineage: Eukaryota; Metazoa; Chordata; Aves; Passeriformes; Passerellidae. Bases 84 to 1988 code for a protein of 634 amino acids. The record is from RefSeq and is a predicted model, not a curated record.